Molecule: messenger RNA, 944 nt
Organism: Ceratitis capitata (Mediterranean fruit fly)
Lineage: Eukaryota; Metazoa; Arthropoda; Insecta; Diptera; Tephritidae
Product: heat shock protein 23
Exons: 1
Coding region: 197-709 (170 amino acids)
Biological process (GO): protein refolding; response to heat
Molecular function (GO): protein folding chaperone
Source: RefSeq, a predicted model, not a curated record
GCGAAGAGCGGCAUAGUCGAAUUUGAAAUUGCAACAAAGUAAAAAGCGUUAAACAAGCGCAAGCACAAACUCAAACACAUAUUUACAUAGUCAAGAGCUAUCUUUAUCGCAAGCGAAUACUCUUUGAAAGUGAAAGCAGUAUUAUCUAUUUGUAUAUUCGAAGACAACUGAAAAAGAAUUUAAUAAAAAGUUCAAAAUGGCAAACCUACCGUUGAUCUUGAGCUUGGCAGAUGACUUGAGCCGCCUGUCACCAUUAUACGAACCAGUGUUCUACACUCGUUGGCCCGCCAUAACAACCACACCCAGCGGACGUCUGAGGAAAUUCGAGAAAGAUUUCCCCAUAGCCUCGGUUGGUAAGGAUGGCUUCCAAGCCAGUAUGGAUGUACAGCAGUUCAAGCCCAGUGAGCUCAGUGUGAGAGUAGUCGACGAUCAUAUAGUAGUUGAGGGCAAGCACGAGGAGCGUGAAGAUGAUCAUGGUUAUAUUUCACGACACUUUGUUCGUCGCUACGCACUGCCCAAAGGAUUUGAAGCUGAUAAAGUAGUUUCCACUCUGUCAUCGGAUGGUGUUCUCACAGUUAGUGUACCAAAACCAGCCAUCGAGGAUAAGUCAAAUGAAAGAGUGGUCCAAAUCCAACAAACGGGCCCAGCACACUUGAACGUGAAGGAGAAUCCUAAAGAUGCUGCUAAUGAAGAGAAACCAAAGGCAUAAAAAUGGUGUUCUGCAGACUAAUUGUCCUUACUUCAUUCUAAACGUAAUAUAAAUAAUUCAUUUGAUCUGUUUUAAGUUGUUCCAUUGUUUAUAAGAGAAGAAAAGUCUGCUUGUAAGUUAAGCUUUUAUUGCAAUGACUUUAUCCAAAUAAAAAAAAUAAAAAUAAAAAAAAUAAAAAUGUCGACAAAUUAUUUCAGCGUUUCUGUUUAUAUAAUAAAGGUAGUUUCAAAACAAA